AUGUACCUUCUACCGUUGCUGUGGUUUUUUCUGCUUCCACUGUACUAUUUGACAGCUGUAGCAUUGGUCACUGAUCCAGAAAGUUCGACGAAGUCCCUUUGGCAAGCUUCAAAGGAAAAGAAGAGAUUUGUUAUUGAUGAAUACAGGAACACUAAAAUAGCUCCGGAAGCAGAAAAUUUAUCCGGUCAGGAACUUAUCGAUUACGUCAACUCACAUCAAACACUAUGGAAAGCAGGAAUGAAUAAAUUUAAUUUAUAUAGCGAUACUGUGAAAUAUGGUUUGCUUGGUGUAAAUAAUAGAAAAAAAUCCGUGGAGCAUAAGAAGAACCUGUCACCAAUACGACAUUCUAAUAUAUUUAUUCCGGAAUCAUUUGAUGCUCGUAAAAAUUGGCCAGAAUGUGCAUCGCUUAGGAAUAUCCGAGAUCAGUCUUCUUGCGGUUCCUGUUGGGCUGUUGCUGCUGUGGAAGCUAUGUCAGACCGAAUUUGCAUUACGUCGAAGGGUAAGAAACAAGUAAUACUUUCAGCGGAUGAUCUUCUUAGCUGCUGCAAAACUUGUGGUUUCGGCUGUUUUGGUGGUGAACCGAUGGCAGCAUGGAAGUAUUGGGUUUUAAGUGGUAUCGUUACGGGAAGUGAUUAUACGAAUCACAGCGGCUGCCGACCUUACCCAUUCCCCCCGUGCGAACAUCACAGCAAUAAGACGCACUAUGAGCCAUGUAAACAUGACCUUUACCCAACGCCAAAAUGCGACAAGCAGUGUGAUAAAAAUUAUAAAAAGUCAUACAAGGCUGACAAAUAUUACGGGGAACAAGCUUACAAUGUUGAAAACGAUGUAGAAUCGAUCCAGAGAGAAAUCAUGACGUUGGGUCCGGUUGAAGCUUCUUUUGAAGUAUACACUGAUUUCCUGCACUAUACCAGCGGAAUUUACAAGCAUGUAGCGGGGUCUGUGGGUGGUGGACAUGCCGUGAAAAUACUUGGUUGGGGUAUCGAUCAAGGUGUAUCAUACUGGUUGGCAGCUAAUUCGUGGAAUAAUGAUUGGGGAGAAGAUGUAUUUUCCGGUUACUUCCGUAUUCUCCGUGGUGCUGAUGAAUGCGGGAUUGAAUCAGGUAUCGUUGCUGGAAUUCCUAGAAAGGAUGCCAGAUCGAAAGCCCGCUGA
Messenger RNA from Brugia pahangi, 1152 nucleotides. The record is from the annotation of a GenBank genome assembly. Lineage: Eukaryota; Metazoa; Nematoda; Chromadorea; Rhabditida; Onchocercidae.